This is a messenger RNA of Microtus oregoni (creeping vole), 5829 nucleotides long. RefSeq names its product potassium sodium-activated channel subfamily T member 1 (gene Kcnt1). NCBI's taxonomy places the organism in Eukaryota, Metazoa, Chordata, Mammalia, Rodentia, Cricetidae. Gene Ontology annotation, molecular function: intracellular sodium-activated potassium channel activity. The transcript is spliced from 32 exons. Gene Ontology annotation, biological process: potassium ion transport. Gene Ontology annotation, cellular component: membrane. Bases 118 to 3810 code for a protein of 1230 amino acids. The record is from RefSeq and is a predicted model, not a curated record.
AAGCGGCUGGCCGGGGUCCGCGCGCGUCCGGCGAGGGCGCGGGCGGCGAGGGGCUGCUGCCGUGUGCGGGCAGCCAUCCCUGCGCGGAGAAAGUCGGCCGCGGGGACUUGCUCCUGGAUGCCGCCAGUCUCAACAAUGAACGACCGGGACACGGAGGUGCUGCCCUUGCCGCCGCGGUACCGAUUCCGUGACCUGCUUCUGGGCGACCAGCCGUUCCCGAAUGACGAUAGGCUUCAUGUGGAGGAUUUCAGCCUGGACUCUUCCCUCUCUCAGGUCCAGGUGGAAUUCUAUGUCAAUGAGAACACCUGCAAAGAGCGGCUCAAGCUGUUCUUCAUCAAAAACCAAAGAUCCAGCCUGAGGAUCCGGCUGUUCAACUUCUCCCUCAAGCUGCUCACCUGCCUGCUGUACAUCGUCCGUGUCCUGCUCGACAACCCAGACCAGGGCAUCGGAUGCUGGGGCUGCACGAAGUAUAACUACACUUUCAAUGGCUCAUCCUCCGAGUUCCACUGGGCUCCCAUCCUGUGGGUGGAGAGGAAGAUGACUUUGUGGGUGAUUCAGGUCAUUGUGGCCACAAUAAGCUUCUUAGAGACCAUGCUCCUCAUUUACCUCAGCUACAAGGGCAACAUCUGGGAGCAGGUCUUCCAUGUUCCUUUCGUCCUGGAGAUGAUCAACACGCUGCCCUUCAUCAUCACGGUCUUCUGGCCGCCUCUUCGGAACCUGUUCAUCCCCGUGUUUCUCAACUGCUGGCUGGCCAAGCACGCGCUGGAGAACAUGAUCAAUGACUUCCACCGUGCCAUCCUGCGCACGCAGUCAGCCAUGUUCAACCAGGUGCUCAUCCUCUUCUGUACCCUGCUGUGUCUCGUCUUCACGGGGACCUGUGGAAUCCAGCACCUGGAGCGGGCAGGUGGGAACUUGAACCUGCUGACUUCCUUCUACUUCUGCAUCGUCACUUUUUCAACUGUGGGCUUCGGUGAUGUGACACCCAAGAUCUGGCCAUCCCAGCUGCUGGUGGUCAUCCUGAUCUGUGUGACCCUUGUGGUACUCCCGCUGCAGUUUGAAGAGCUUGUCUACCUCUGGAUGGAACGGCAGAAGUCAGGGGGUAACUACAGCCGCCACCGAGCACAGACGGAAAAACAUGUGGUCCUGUGUGUUAGCUCCCUCAAGAUUGACCUCCUCAUGGAUUUCCUGAAUGAGUUCUAUGCCCAUCCCCGUCUCCAGGACUACUACGUGGUCAUCCUGUGUCCCUCCGAAAUGGAUGUCCAGGUGCGCAGGGUACUGCAGAUUCCCCUGUGGUCCCAGCGGGUCAUCUACCUCCAGGGCUCUGCCCUCAAGGACCAGGACCUCAUGCGAGCCAAGAUGGACAACGGAGAGGCCUGCUUUAUCCUCAGCAGCAGGAACGAGGUGGACCGCACAGCUGCGGAUCACCAGACCAUUCUUCGAGCCUGGGCUGUGAAGGACUUUGCCCCCAACUGUCCCCUCUACGUCCAGAUCCUCAAGCCCGAAAACAAGUUUCACGUCAAAUUUGCUGACCACGUGGUAUGCGAGGAGGAAUGCAAGUACGCCAUGCUGGCCCUGAACUGCAUCUGCCCGGCCACCUCCACCCUCAUCACCCUGCUGGUGCACACGUCCCGUGGCCAGGAAGGACAGGAAUCUCCAGAGCAGUGGCAGCGCAUGUAUGGGCGCUGCUCGGGCAAUGAGGUGUACCACAUCCGCAUGGGCGACAGCAAAUUCUUCCGGGAGUAUGAGGGCAAGAGCUUCACCUACGCAGCCUUCCACGCACACAAGAAGUAUGGCGUGUGCCUCAUUGGGAUGAAACGUGAGGACAACAAGAGUAUCCUGCUGAACCCAGGGCCACGGCACAUCCUGGCCGCCUCCGACACCUGCUUCUACAUCAACAUUACCAAGGAGGAGAACUCGGCCUUCAUCUUCAAGCAGGAGGAGAAGCAGAAGAGGCGGGGUCUUGCAGGGCAGGCACUGUAUGAGGGGCCAUCCCGUCUGCCAGUGCAUAGCAUCAUUGCCUCUAUGGGGACAGUGGCCAUGGACCUGCAGAACACAGACUGCCGGCCCUCCCAGGGUGGCGGUGGUGGUGGCGGCAGCGGCGGUGGCAGCUGCAAGCUGACUCUGCCCACGGAGAAUGGCUCUGGUAGUCGGCGCCCCAGCAUCGCACCAGUCCUGGAGCUGGCAGACAGCUCAGCCCUGUUGCCCUGCGACCUGCUAAGUGACCAGUCAGAGGACGAGGUGACACCCUCAGACGACGAGGGGCUCUCUGUGGUUGAGUACGUGAAGGGCUACCCCCCCAACUCACCCUACAUUGGCAGCUCCCCAACCUUAUGCCACCUCCUGCCUGUGAAAGCUCCCUUCUGCUGCCUGCGGCUGGACAAGGGCUGCAAACACAACAGCUAUGAAGAUGCCAAGGCCUAUGGGUUCAAGAACAAACUGAUUAUCGUCUCUGCUGAGACGGCGGGCAACGGGCUCUACAACUUCAUCGUGCCGCUGCGUGCCUACUAUCGGUCUCGCCGGGAACUCAACCCCAUUGUGCUGCUGCUUGACAACAAACCUGACCACCACUUCCUGGAGGCUAUCUGCUGCUUUCCCAUGGUCUACUACAUGGAGGGCUCCGUGGACAACCUGGACAGCCUGUUGCAGUGCGGAAUCAUCUAUGCCGACAACCUGGUGGUGGUAGACAAGGAGAGCACCAUGAGCGCCGAAGAGGACUACAUGGCAGAUGCUAAGACCAUUGUCAAUGUUCAGACCAUGUUUCGGCUCUUCCCCAGCCUCAGCAUCACCACAGAGCUUACCCAUCCUUCCAACAUGCGGUUUAUGCAGUUCCGUGCCAAGGACAGCUACUCUCUGGCUCUUUCCAAACUGGAAAAGCAAGAACGGGAGAAUGGCUCCAACCUGGCCUUCAUGUUCCGCCUGCCAUUUGCUGCUGGUCGAGUAUUUAGUAUCAGCAUGUUGGAUACACUGCUCUACCAGUCCUUCGUGAAAGACUACAUGAUCACCAUCACCAGGCUGCUGCUGGGCCUUGACACGACCCCAGGCUCCGGCUACCUCUGCGCCAUGAAGGUAACCGAGGAUGACCUGUGGAUCCGAACUUACGGCCGCCUCUUCCAGAAACUCUGUUCCUCCAGUGCUGAGAUCCCCAUCGGCAUCUACAGGACUGAGUGCCAUGUCUUCUCCUCUGAGCCCCAUGACCUGAGAGCCCAGUCCCAGAUCUCAGUCAACAUGGAGGACCGUGAGGACACUCGGGAGGCCAAGGGGCCCUGGGGCACACGCGCUGCCUCCGGCAGUGGCAGCACCCACGGCCGCCACGGGGGCAGUGCUGAUCCAGCGGAGCACCCCCUACUGCGCCGCAAGAGCCUCCAGUGGGCCCGCAAGCUGAGUCGAAAGAGCAGCAAGCAGGCGGGGAAGGCCCCUGCAGCCACAGAGUGGAUCACACAGCAGCGGCUCAGCCUCUACCGGCGUUCAGAGCGCCAGGAGCUCUCAGAGCUGGUCAAGAACCGGAUGAAACACCUGGGGCUGCCCACCACGGGCUACGAGGACGUAGCAAAUUUAACAGCCAGUGAUGUGAUGAAUCGGGUAAACCUGGGAUAUUUGCAAGACGAGAUGAACGACCAUCACCAGAACACCCUCUCCUAUGUACUCAUCAACCCCCCGCCAGACACGAGGCUGGAGCCCAAUGACAUUGUGUACCUCAUCCGCUCCGACCCCCUGGCCCACGUGGGCAGCAGCUCCCAGAGUCGGAAGAGCAGCUGCAGCAACAAGCUCUCAUCCUGUAAUCCUGAGACCCGGGAUGAGACACAGCUCUGAGCAGCCACAAAGCCCAUGUGGGGACAGACAGGCGGACACAGAGAGAGCAUUGUCACACGCUGGCUUGGCCCAAGCAAGCUAUGACUAUACAAUGGCUCCAAGACUUGUCCCCCAGGAAGGAAAUUCUCUUGGUGGGGCCAGUCAUGAGACCACUGGACUACCCUUGAAACUGGCAGGAGGCACUUUUUAACCUAUUUUUACAAAUAUGUAUGAUUUGCAUCUCUUUACAAAGCUGUACCACAACUCGUGACUUGGGUCUGGCCAAAGUAGGAGGCUAGCAGCAGAGAAGGAACUGAGCAGGGACUGGACACGACCCCAGGUCCCACCCUCCUGCAUGGCUUCACUCAGUAAUUUCUGAAGGGGCUCUGGGGUGCAUGGGAGAAGGAAAGACCUGCAACUGGGGAGUCCCACAUGGAACUGGGGAGACCCCUGCAUGGAGGCCAGCUCUAGCCGCCCAACGUACUAUUCUGAGCUUCUGCAUGGUUCUGAGACUAUACCAGGGCCUAUGGGCUGCCUCUCCCCAGAACCAGGCAAGGGGCCAGCAGUAACGGUGCCGUGCCUGCUCUUUAAGUGGAGGAGAACAGAGGGGCUUGUCAGGGGGCCCAUCCUGAACCUGAGCUCUGCAGCCCCUGGCAUGGGGUGGGGGAAGGGGCUGCUGGUGGGUCCUCACAGUCCUGUGGUCGGCCAUGGCUAUGGAGGGAGCCCUGCAGCUGUGGUUAUGGAGGUCAGAUGAUGUUUCCAGCUACCACACUGAGCUCCCCCAGCCACGGAGCUUGGGGACCCAGAAUCUGCAAAUGAUGCAUCCCCAUGGACCAUUUCACACACUCAAAGCAAAGUCUCGUCUCUAAACACCUGAUCUGAGAAGCACAAUAAGCUCUGGGCUCUGGGCAUGUCUCAGGUCUCCAGGGAUUGCUCCAGGCAGCUAACUUCAGUCUUGUUUGUGGUUUGUAUGGUUGGAACUGGAACCUUCUAUUAAAAUGGAUUUAUCCUGCAGGCAUGCAUGGAACAAGGUGACCCAUCAAGGCUCCAGGACACGGGGUCUGGAAGACAUCCGAGGCUCACCUGUUUUAGGGUUAGAAUCGCCUCCUUUAUUUCCCUCCCCAGACUUCACAGACCAGCCCCGAACCUCUGGCCUGGCCAACAUGGCCUUCUCAAAACAGUAAUAAAUCUUCUGUAGCUAUGGGUGACUGGGUCUGGGAAGCUGCCAGGGUGUGCAUGAGUCAAGUCCAGAGGACCCUCUGGCUAGCUGACAGUCAACCUCCCUCUAUGGUCCAGCAUGCCCUGAAGGUAGAAACAGCUCACCUAAGGCCCCAGACUCCUGGAAAUCCAUCCUCACCCCACCCUGGGGAGGAAGGUGCCUUUGAUGUCACUAUGUAAACCUCUGCCAUGUGCUUUUUGGGUGUCCUGAAAGGCUGAGGUGAAGGGAUGACCAAAGGGCCAAGUUCUCCCAGGUGGAGCAGAUGGACCCUCCAGUGGGUGGGCUCUAAAGGGCAAGGCAGUUGCUAUAACCUGCCUGAUAGGGUGCCUAGACCAAGUCUUCACUGCCCAUGGCCUGCCUGCAAACCCAGCCUUCCUACUCUGCCUGUCUGGGAUCCACAUGCUCAGAAAGUAUACAUAAGCCCUAGUGAGGAGUACUGAAACAGUUCUUACAGUUAGCUGUCAGGACUCAGGGAGGUUGUUUGGGGGCCUAGGUGGAGAAGCAAGUAGUUUACCCUGGACUGGCGUGUCCAGAACUCACCUAGGGCCUAUUGGUGGCCAUCACUCUGUAGCAGGAGGGGUCUGACCCAGUACCCACACUCCAUCUCCCUGCCCAGCCACCUGCCUGGCUGCUGAGCCCAGAGACACAGACUCUUACUGGUCUCCAUCUAGAUGGGGCUACAGCCUUCAAGCCUAUGCUGGAAGAGCUGCCACCUCUGGGGCACCUUGGGGAACCACCUGACCCAUAUUUGGAUCAGGGUGCUUACUCUCCUGUGCACCUGAAGCGUGGGAACACAUUUCCAGUCUCUCGGUAUGUGUGUG